Molecule: messenger RNA, 1786 nt
Organism: Archocentrus centrarchus (flier cichlid)
Lineage: Eukaryota; Metazoa; Chordata; Actinopteri; Cichliformes; Cichlidae
Gene: hexd
Product: hexosaminidase d
Exons: 11
Coding region: 164-1630 (488 amino acids)
Biological process (GO): carbohydrate metabolic process
Molecular function (GO): hexosaminidase activity
Source: RefSeq, a predicted model, not a curated record
AGCACAGCUGCGAAAACACAGCUAGGCUACAGUGUGGGUAGCUCAGCUGUUAUCAUCAUUCUGAUUGUAAACUGUUGUUUGAACACCAAAAAACAGGAAAACCUAUUUGGGUGUGACUCGUAGUAAAACGUACAAGUGAGCGGAGCUCUGUGUAACGUGCAGAAUGAGCUGCCCACCUUGGCCCGAAGGAAAGAAACUGGUUCACCUGGACUUAAAAGGUGCCCCUCCACGGGUUGAAUAUCUUCACAGGCUGAUCGAGCUCUUCUCUGAGCUGGACGUGGACGGCCUGCUGGUGGAGUAUGAGGACAUGUUUCCUUAUGAGGGGGAGCUGAAGCUGCUGCAGGCCACAGCACAGCCUGCUUACAGCCGAGAUGAAGUUUUGUCCAUGCAGGAAUUUGCCAGAUCCAAGGGCAUGGAGGUGAUCCCGCUUGUGCAGACAUUUGGCCACAUGGAGUUUGUGUUAAAGCAUCGAUCUCUGGGGCACCUGCGAGAGGUGGCACACUGCGUGGGAACCCUGAACCCUCAUAAAGAGGAGGGGGUGAAGCUGGUGAUGGAGAUGCUGAGGCAGGUAGUGGAGCUGCAUCCCGGGCUCACCACGCUGCACAUUGGAGCAGAUGAGGUGUACAUGCUGGGUGAGGGUGAGGAGUCCAAGCUGUGGCUGGCUUCACCUGGACGUACACUGGAGCAACUGUUCCUAAGUCACGUGAUCAAGGUGGCCAGGGCUGUCAAGGAGGCGUGGCCUCACCUGACCAUCAUAAUGUGGGAUGACAUGAUGAGAGACAUGAGCCUGGACACACUGAAAGCCAGCGGUCUAGUAGGACUGGUCCAGCCCAUGUUGUGGGACUACACCCCUAACCUGGAUGUGAACAAAACUGUGUCUCUGCUUGAGAAGUACUGUAGUUCUGGUAUGUCAGAUCUCUGGGCCGCCAGCUCCUUUAAAGGCUCCACCAGUGUUUACACCUGUGUGACCAGCACGCAGAGACACCUGGAUAACCAUAUGCAGUGGCUGAAGGUGGCUGCUGCUUUGUCUCCUGGUGUAAACUUGAAGGGUAUUGCCAUCACAGGCUGGCAAAGGUACGAUCAUCUGUCAGUGCUGUGUGAGCUGAUCCCAGUGGCUAUUCCAUCACUAACAGUCUGCCUCCAGACGCUCCUUCACGGGCAGUUCAGUGCUGAGGCCCACAGAAAAGUAACCGGGAAGCUGGGGAUCUCCUCAGUGGAGGUGGAGGCCAUGGAGAGGACAUAUGUAGCUGACACCGUGUUCCCAGGAAGGAGGCUGGCUGAGUUCAUCGUGGAGCUCAAUUCACUCCUCAAUUCAGAGGAAAUAAGAUUUUUUGAAAGCAGCAUGUUUGUUAGAGGAUGGUUCAGCCCCUACCACAGGCAGAGACACACUGUAACCCCGCUGAUCACCAUGCAGAUUCACAACCAAGCAACAGUGUAUUUGGCUGCAUUACAGCAGAAAGUCGAAGCAGUGAGAGAGGAGAUGGCGAAACUCUACCCAGAUUCAACAGUGCAGGAGUGGAUAGAGGAACACGUCAGCCCUGUAACGGCGCCUCUGCAGAGGAUAACAGAGGAUAUUGUGGCCUGUUUGAAGGAGAUGGUGCCAUCGAAUCAUUUACUUAUCUCACAUUAAAUCAAAUACUGGCUUCUUCAUUUCUGCCACAAAGGGGUGAUUUUAUUUUAUAUAUAUAUAUAUAUAUAUAAUGAUUUUGCACUUAUCUGAGAGUAAACUAGUGCAUAUAGAUUGAGGUAAGUGUAGCAAAGAGAGGAAGAAGUAUCAUUGAUGUUC